Solea senegalensis (Senegalese sole) is the source of this 4296-nucleotide messenger RNA. It is a transcript of the gene akap10, whose product is annotated as A kinase (PRKA) anchor protein 10. Bases 208 to 2058 code for a protein of 616 amino acids. Gene Ontology annotation, biological process: intracellular protein localization. NCBI's taxonomy places the organism in Eukaryota, Metazoa, Chordata, Actinopteri, Pleuronectiformes, Soleidae. The transcript is spliced from 15 exons. Gene Ontology annotation, cellular component: plasma membrane. Gene Ontology annotation, molecular function: protein kinase A binding. The record is from RefSeq and is a predicted model, not a curated record.
CUAGCCCGGAAGUGAGACAUUUAUUGACAAUAUGGCCGUGGACCUGCGCUUGGAUUUGGGGAAAAUUGGGAUUUGACAGCGGGACUGCGAUAUAAAACCGUUUCCACCGUGGGCGUGUAAGGAACAGGUGCAUUUGAAUGAAGGGAGCCGUGAAUCCACGGGACGGUGUCAGUGAGCUGAGGAAACGUCCAGAGCGCGAAAGCCGUCAUGUCGUUUUUCAAGAGGAAAGCCAAAAGCAAAGAACCUGAGAGAGUUACAGAUUCUAAAGUCAAUAGAGCUCCAGCCAACCCUCACUCUCCUUCAUUAGGACUUCGGAACCACCAUGCCAUCCAGGAAGCUGCAGGGCCCAGCCAUGUGGCAAUCAACGCCAUCUCUGCCAACAUGGACUCCUUCGCCCGAGGUCGCACCGCCAUCCUCAAGAAACAGCCAAGCCACAUGGAGGCCGCACACUUUGGAGAUUUGGGUCAUUCCAGUGUAAACUAUCUGCCACAGGAAACUCGCUCUCGUUUAUCCAAGACGUUGGACCAGGUCCUUCAAGACAAUGUGGCAAUGCCCCACUACAUGCAUUUCGUGGAAUUGCAGGGUGCUGACCACAUGGUUCGGUUCUGGCUGGAGGCUGAGAGUUUCCGCUCCACCAGCUGGUCUCGAAUCAGAGCACACAGUCUAAACUCUGUCAAACACAGCUCCUUGGCUGAGCCCGUCCCCACCUUGCCAGAUGGUUUAGAACACCAAGCAACAGCCCCACACACACCCAACACUCUCUCGCGGGACAGUAGCAGCGAAGGUUCCUGGGUGCCGACAGAGCGGCAGGAGUUCUCAGGCACAGACACGGGCUUGAGACCAGGCACUCCUCGAGCAGAAACACCCAGCAGGCAGGCAAACUCCAGGACAGGGACUCCCUGUAAGGUGCAGUCUAACAGCACCCUGCGAGACCUCUCUGACAAACUCAUGAAAAGUAUAGAGAAAGACGCAGUCACCAUCUUCACCAAGUACAUCUCCCCAGAUGCUGUGAGGCCGAUUCCCUUCACAGAACAGAUCAGAAACGACAUAGUUGCAAAGAUCUGUGGAGAGGACGGCAUGGUGGACCCGAACUGCUUUGUCAUUGCACAAUCGGUCGUCUUCGCCAUCUUGGAGCAGCAGCACUUUAGUGAAUUCCUGCGGAGCCAUCAUUUCUGUAAAUACCAGAUAGAAGUGUUAACGAGUGGCUCGGUGUUCCUCGCUGACAUCUUGUUUUCUGAGUCAGCUCUCUUCUACUUCUCAGAGUACAUGGAAAAGGAAGAGGCGAUGAAUAUACUGCAGUUCUGGCUGGCGGCAGACAACUUCCAGAAUCAGCUCGCUGCUAAAAGGGGCCAGUACGAUGGUCAGGAGGCUCAAAAUGACGCCAUGAUUCUCUAUGACAAGUAUUUUUCACUCCAAGCUACUAACCCUCUAGGCUUUGGCGAUUCUGUGCGGAUGGAAAUAGAGUCAAAUAUCUGCAGAGAGGGCGGGCCUCUCCCCGACUGUUUCAACACUCCACUCAGACAGGCCUGGACAACCAUGGAGAAGGUGUACAUGCCAGGCUUCCUGUCUAGCAACCUUUACUACAAAUACCUGAGUGACCUCAUCAACUCAGUGCGGGCGGAUGAAUUUGUGAAUGUCAACACUCCAGGUCAGAGCGGGCCCGCGGACAACGACCGCUCAAGUUCAAAUGCCAGUGAGGGCUCUCAGACUCAGCAAGGUGCAAGAAAGGCAGUGAUCAAAAUCCUGAAGAACUUUGAUGAGGCGAUCACCGUGGACGUCGCCAGCCUGGACCCUGAGUCCUUGUACCAGCGACCAUAUGCUGGGAAGAUGACGUUUGGGAAGGUGAAUGAGCUCGGCCAGUUUAUCAGGGAGGCAGAGCCAGAGCCCGAUGUGAAGAAAUCCAAAGGCUCCAUGUUUUCUCAAGCAAUGAAGAAAUGGGUUCAAGGCAACUCCGAUGAGGCACAGGAAGAGAUGGCGUGGCAGAUUGCCAAGAUGAUCGUCAACGACGUUGUCCACCAGUCGCAUCACGACAGCCCUGGCAAAUCCACCAAGUUAUGACCCUGCAGAUGAUCCAAAUAAAAACGUCACUCACUCCCUGCUAGCAUCAGCCAGGACAGUGACAAACCUCGCACAGGGUUCACCUGGUAACGAACUGCAUCAUUUUGAGAACAAACAAGGCUUUCUCUUAUCAUCACCUCCCUGAACACCAAGUCUCCACGCCAACAUGUGUAUGUGGUUGAGAGCUUGAGUGAGUGAUUGGGCUGAUGGACAACUUGAAGUUCAAAACUCCAUAAUAACACUAUAAAGGUACACGUGUAGUCAGGAAUAAAGCACCAGACUGAAGGAAGUCCCUCCUCACGAUGGAGACGUUCAACACAAAGCUGGAAGAAAGAAGCAGCAUCUCCAUCGGGACGCUCACCGCGCUGCUGUAGACGUAGUGUUUGUACAGUGUCUCAUCUCGGACCUAUGGAGGAUGAAAAAAAAACAAAGACUGAAUUUCCCUCGCUCCCUGAUGCCACACCUGCUCACACCUUUUUUUAUAAGCAUUCCUUGUUUUUAGAUGAACGGUUGUCGUAAGGGACGACUGGUUAAGUAUCAGUUCAGGAGGGGGUUGUACAACUUUUACAUACGCUUCUCCUCCACCUGCAUGGAGUGGUUUUUGCUGCUGCUGGUGCUCCCUCGUGUGAGCUGUGUUACCUUGGCUGUUAAAGCUGCAGUCGGCAGGUUUGCUGGGAAAAAUAAUUGAUUGUUUAGGUUCACCCGGGCGUUAAGAUUCUCACGUUUUAGGAUUGCAGCACUAAUUUAAAAGCGGAACUAUGCAGUAUUUUUGCCCUAAUUUAACAGCUUCGGAGUCAUUGUGAUGGUUAAAUGUCUUGUAAAGUGUCUGUAAGCGGAAAACCAACCUUGCAAGAUCAGGGCCGCCGUCCCGGAGUCCUCCUAAUCAGGAGGUUGCGCAAAACAUUUAUUGCUUUACGUCACUACCCACACACGUACAGUCUAUCCAGGUACCUGCUAUUCUCACCAUGCGAGGGCACACACAAGUAAAUAGUGGACUGGCUUGAAAAACACCGAAGCAUGCAAAACGGAUGCCGACAGCAUGGACAUGGUCUCCACAGCUUAUAUUUGCUAGACAAUGGAUGGAUGAAUGUUUUGGAUGGUGUCGUAAAAACUCCUAAACUAUAGGGGGAGCUCCAGAGAGACCUGAGGGAAUCUCUAUAUCUUUGAAACUCUCUGCUGAUAUUGUCAGACAUCAGAUUUGCGUUACAGUCCGACUCUUUUAGACUUUUUUCUUUCUUUUUUUUAAAGGUUUCUUUGUACUGUUGUCGGUUUUUGUUGGUGCUGGAGUAAUAAUCAUUCCAUCAACGUGAACUGUAUGCAGAGUAGGCGCUUUUCUCUCUGACAGGCUCUGUGAUUUGGUCAGAUCCUCUGUUCUCUCUCUCUCAGAUUCCUUGAUGUACUUCGGAUUUGGGGUGACGGUUGAGCGCAGGUGUAUAUCAGCGUUGUAGUAGUGAGCAAGCACACACUCACAAGAUGGCGACGGUUCUUCACUGGUUAGAUAAUGAACAGGGAGGGAGAUAAUCCAGUAGAGAAGGGUGCUAGCAAGCUAAUGCAAUUUUCCUAACUUGCAAACCGAGACGCUCUGGCACUGUCUUCUCUGUGCCAAAUAUCCCGCUUCUUCGCGUUUUUUUGUGUUUCGAUACAGGCUGUGUGUGGAGAGGAGGAAAUCUGUUUGUAUGUGUGAGGGAGAACGAGAGCUGACUGAUAAAUUGUGUUUUUAAAUUGUGUUGAGAAAAAAAUCAGUCAAUCAAUUUGUGGCAGCCCUUCACGCAUUGGUCAGUGUAUGGGAAACACUGUGUUAUCCUGGAAUAAUUGAUCAAACCUGCUUACUGCACCUUUAACUGUACGUACUGUAGAACGUCUGUGAACUAUGAAACAGAAGUGGUUUCCGAUCCAGUUCUUGGGCUCGAUGACCCCCCCACGGUAACCUUCUGGCACCUUCUCAGAUUAUAGAAGAAAUACUCCCUAAUGAAAUGAAGUGCUCCAUUUUGUUUUGGAAAACUUCAAACUCCAUGUCCUUAAAUGUUUCUACAUUUCUGGUUUGCCCCAUAUAUCAACGGGAGUCCUUUUUAUGGCGAUCAAAGUUCAAUUAAUAAAACCUUUUUUUUAAUUUCUGUUUAGCCUUUCCAAGAUGUGGCAAAGAACCAGAAAAGACUCUUGGUACUAUGUACCACUAAUGUUCUCUGACAUGUAUGUGUAUGUAAUCUAUAAUAUAUUUAAAUUGUGUUUGAUUUAAAU